ACCCUUUCUCGUGAGUAACGGAUCCAGUUCUCUUAGUCGACGAACGAGCAUCCCAUACUCCGUCGGACGCCGUCCACCGUUGCCCUGCGUGGUUGUUCUCGGGCAAGCAGUGAAGAAGGUUCGAACCCUAGGGCUUUUCUACUCCCAAAAUUCGUUUGGGAAAGUAGCUUUGCCUAGAUGGUUCAUGCAUCCAUUGUUUGUUUGGCUAAGAGUCAAUGAAUCUCAAUUCGAUCAAGAUGGAUAAUAAUUACAUUAAUUCAGAGGGAACUUCCUUUGUUUUUCUGGUUGGGCCUUGGGCUGAAAAACACAUCCUGACCAUUUAAUCAUCCUCAGACUGGGCCUCAAGGAAAAACAGACAUUUCUCUAAAACCGGCUUAGAUUCUCAGUUUCAUCUCUAUGAAUGCUUAGCAGACAGCCUCAAGGCUGUUGCUGAUUUGCUGUGAACGGACCAGAAGGAAGCAGUGCUGGUGUCAUCUCUUCUAGGACGAACCUCUUCUGUCAUAACUGUUGGACUUGCAACAACAAAUUCUGCAAAAUGUUUGGCGUGCGUGGUUCUGCUGGAAUUGUUUCUGAUGUUGUUUACCAGCUUCGUCAAACUUUAUCACUUCAUGGUGUGCGAGUACAAAAUAUAAACAUCGGGGGUGGUGUUGGAGGGGAGAUCCCUGACAACAAGCGCCUCCAGUAUGCCCUGCAGCACAUACAUGGAAUUGGCCGUUCCAAAGCUCACCAUAUUGUCUGUGAGCUUGGGGUCGAGAACAAAUAUGUCAAGGACCUUAGUAAAAGAGAGCUAUAUUCCCUUCGAGAAUUACUUUCCAAGUACAUGCUCGGCAAUGACUUGAAAAGGUGUGUCGAGAAAGAUAUAGAAAGGUUGGUCAGUAUUCAGUGCUACAGGGGUUUCAGACAUGUGGAUGGGUUACCCUGCAGAGGACAACGCACACAUACAAAUGCUCGCACCAGGAAGAGCAGGCCAGGUUUUGCUGCAUCAAGAUCUGCUCAAUAGACAGAUGAGUCAUGUUUCUGCUUUGCGAUGGACAAUUUGAAUUAGCUUCUGAUAUAAACUAUGUUGUUACUUUCAGUGACUCGUAAUUUUUUGCAGCAAGUUUAGCGUUGCUUAGUUAGAAAACUGGCACGUCUCACCAUAUGUGUUAGUUUUCUUGAUUGCUUUCUGGUUUUAGUUGUUCAAUAAUGGUAACAUUAUCCUCUCGUGAAUGAAAUUAUAAUUUUUUGGGAUUGAUGGUACGAAUGCAA
Prosopis cineraria is the source of this 1248-nucleotide messenger RNA. Its product is annotated as small ribosomal subunit protein S13, mitochondrial-like. The record is from RefSeq and is a predicted model, not a curated record. Gene Ontology annotation, biological process: translation. NCBI's taxonomy places the organism in Eukaryota, Viridiplantae, Streptophyta, Magnoliopsida, Fabales, Fabaceae. Gene Ontology annotation, cellular component: mitochondrion; ribosome; small ribosomal subunit. Gene Ontology annotation, molecular function: structural constituent of ribosome; RNA binding. The coding region runs from base 536 to 1000 and encodes 154 amino acids. The transcript has 6 exons.